Molecule: messenger RNA, 2916 nt
Organism: Pelmatolapia mariae (spotted tilapia)
Lineage: Eukaryota; Metazoa; Chordata; Actinopteri; Cichliformes; Cichlidae
Gene: acvr1l
Product: activin A receptor, type 1 like
Exons: 10
Coding region: 171-1694 (507 amino acids)
Biological process (GO): cellular response to growth factor stimulus; transforming growth factor beta receptor signaling pathway; protein phosphorylation
Cellular component (GO): BMP receptor complex; plasma membrane
Molecular function (GO): ATP binding; transmembrane receptor protein serine/threonine kinase activity
Source: RefSeq, a predicted model, not a curated record
UGUAGCUGGAAGCGAAAACAGCCAGUGGGUGGGCUGGGCUGGGCUGUGGUCCCUUCUUUUAGUGGUUUUACAUCGAAAAUACGAUUAUUUAAUACUCGUGUACGAAUGUGCAGGCUUAACAGCAUGAGUUAGAAACUGCGCUGCGUGUGCGCCAGGUAGUGCACUGAAACAUGGGUCGUUGCAGUGUCCAUGUCCUGCUGCUGCUCUCGCUGCAGACUCUGUCGAUAUCAGCUGAGGGUCCAGAUGGACAGCUGCAGUGUGCAUGUGAAGGUCCUAAAUGCCUCCACCCCACCCGGUGCCAAGGUACCCAGUGCUUCUCUUCGGUCAAAGUUAGUAAGAGUGGAGUUUUUUUUGAGCGUGGCUGUUUGGACGAGCCGGACCAAAUCCUUCUCCAGUGCUUCACAGCUACGUCCUACCACCAGGCUAUUCAGUGCUGCUCCCAGGACAGGUGCAACAGCAAUACCACCAGGGAAUAUCUGAUGUCUCUGCUACCAUCAGCCCCAGAAGGUGAGCCAGUCCGAUAUCGUGUGGAGACAUUAGCUCUCUUCGUACUUGGCCCAGUGGUCGUUCUGGCUCUGCUGUCUGUAGUAUCUGUGCUGGCUUGCAGAAGGCUCCAUCAUGGACGUCUGCAGAGACUGCAGGAGUUUGACGCUGAGCAGGGAGCCAUAGACGGUCUCAUCACUUCCAAUGUCGGAGACAGCACUUUAGCGGACCUGUUGGAUCAUUCAUGUACGUCAGGCAGUGGUUCAGGUCUUCCCUUCCUUGUUCAGAGAACUGUGGCACGGCAGAUUAGUCUGAUGGAGUGCGUAGGCAAAGGACGAUAUGGAGAGGUGUGGCGAGGACAGUGGCAGGGCGAGAAUGUGGCUGUGAAAAUCUUUUCCUCGAGAGAUGAGAAGUCUUGGUUCAGAGAGACAGAGAUCUACAAUACAGUGCUGCUAAGGCAUGAAAACAUACUGGGGUUCAUGGCAUCGGAUAUGACUUCUCGAAACUCCAGCACUCAACUGUGGCUCAUCACCCAUUACCAUGAAAAUGGUUCGCUUUAUGACUACUUGCAGCGAGUCGCAGUGGAGACAUCAGAAGGUCUGGCAAUGGCUGCAUCGAUAGCGUGCGGCCUGGUGCACCUGCACACGGAGAUCUUUGGCACAGAGGGGAAACCGGCCAUCGCACACCGGGACCUGAAGAGUAAAAAUAUCUUGGUGACCAAGGAGCUGCGGUGCUGCAUCGCAGACCUUGGGCUGGCCGUGACCCACUCCCAGGCAGACAAUCUGCUGGAUGUGGGCAACAAUCCAAAGGUUGGCACCAAGCGCUACAUGGCACCUGAAGUGUUGGAAGAAACCAUUCAGACAGACUGCUUCGAUGCUUACAAGCGAGUGGACAUAUGGGCCUUUGGACUGGUGCUGUGGGAGAUAGCGAGACGCACGUACAGCAAUGGCAUUGUUGAAGAGUACAAACCUCCGUUUUACGAUCAGGUGCCAAACGAUCCCAGCUUUGAGGAUAUGAGGAAAGUGGUGUGUGUGGAACAGCAGAGGCCUUUCAUUCCUAAUCGAUGGUUCUCUGAUCCUACUCUCUCUGCUCUGGUGAAACUAAUGAAGGAAUGUUGGUACCAGAACCCCUCUGCCAGGCUUACAGCACUGCGCAUCAAGAAGACCCUAGACAAGAUUCACAGUUCUCUGGAAAAGGGCAAGGAGUCGUGAGAGGGUGCCAUGUUUCAGAGGCAGCUGCCUGGUGUCAGGGAUUGGCUUCAACAAGACUCCCAGUGUUUUGUUAAAAAGAGAGAGGGAUAUUAGGCAGAUGGAAAGAGGACUAGAGGAAAGAGGUGUUCCAAGAGUCAUUCAGCCUCAUCCUUCUCUCACUUUCUCUGCGGAUGCCUUCCACCAACAUGUUUGACUUGAAGCCCACACAGACAUUUGGACCUGUCGUUUCUGAAUAAGCCAGCCUUUGAUAUGAGGCAAACCAGUUGCCAGUGUGUUUCCACCAACUUGAACUAUGGACUGUUACUGAGUGUGACUGGCUGGUAUAUUAUAGUAAUCCCAUCCCAAUGCUUUAAUGCCCAUGCGGGACUACACUGGGUUUUGCCUUCCAGUACAAACACUACAAGACUGAGUGUCUACUCAAAUUUCUGAUCUCCAGCCUUUUGGCAUUCUGCUCAGAGACAAUCAGAAAUCUGUCACCCAUUUAUUACUAUCAGCCAUCACCACAGAAACACAAUGUUCACUUAUAAAAGGAAGAAAGAGCCAAUCGAAUCAAAAUUGUUUUUAAACCUUUUUCUUAAAGAAAAAAAAAACACUAGUAUGUUAUUUAUGUAUUGAAUUUCCAUUGCUACCACACUACUGAAGAUACAGAUUGAUGUGCGAUGGGUGUGUGAAACUGACUGCAUACAUAUAUAGGCAUUUACUCUACUGGACUUCCUCUACACGUCAUCAUUAUUUGGACAGGAAAUGAGUUUUUGAGAAAUAGUGGACAAGGGUAGGUAGGGAAGAAGAUCAAAACACUACAAACAUGUUUAUUCUGGUGGUUUGUGGACUAGAGAAGCAGCAAGUACCUGCCAAUAGGAAGUAGUGUGUAACUUGUGAUAGGGAUAGGAAAUGACCUGAUCCUCUCUGUGUGGCAUACUUUAUAAACUCACUGUGGCUGAUUCUGAAAAAGUCUUCUGCUCAGGCAAGGAGGAAUCACAAAAGGUUUAUUUGUGUUCUAAUGAGCAUUUUAUUUUAAGAGACUGGAGGUGAAAUCUAGUUAUGUACAAGUUGCCUGAAUAAUGGAAAAACAAACACUCCAUCUUCAUUUGGAAAUGUUUAUUGAAGACUUUAAAUUUAAAGUAGCAGGUGUAUGAAGGAUUUUCUUUUCAAAUGCUGGCUUUGUUUUUUGGGGGAAAAAAAGUUGUUUUGCCUUUUUAUAUGUAAUAAAACAUUUACUUCA